Lindgomyces ingoldianus is the source of this 705-nucleotide messenger RNA. RefSeq lists its product as uncharacterized. The transcript is spliced from 2 exons. Bases 91 to 705 code for a protein of 204 amino acids. NCBI's taxonomy places the organism in Eukaryota, Fungi, Ascomycota, Dothideomycetes, Pleosporales, Lindgomycetaceae. The record is from RefSeq and is a predicted model, not a curated record.
CAAUUCCAUUCAGCCUUCAUAAAUGCAAAAAACAUAUCUAGUGCCAUUCAGAAGUUCCACAACCUGGCACAGCGUUCCAAUAUCCCCAAGAUGCCACUCGAACUCCAUCCGAUAACCGAAUGUGACUUCUCGGACGUCACGCGCAUCCAAUUAGCCGCAUUCGACUCCGGAAUCGCGCACAUGUUAUUCCCUGACCCUAUGACGCCUGAGAAAUUCCAAGAAUCCGUGGAUAGGCAUGUCAAAUGCUUCAAGAGUGAACCAGAUGUGCAUUACCUCAAAGUCAUUGAUACGGACCAGAAUGGGAAAAUGAUCUCAGCGGCAAAGUGGAGAAUUAAUGAGACUGAGAGGACAGAAGAGGAGAUUCAGACGCAAUUGCCUACACCGGGCAGGGGCGGUGAGGCAACGCCUGCCGCUGUGGCGUUCCGGCAGCAUUUAUGUGAUAGCCGGAAGGAGUUUAUGGGAACGAAACCGUUCUAUUAUCCAGAGCAUCAUCGCCGAGGAGCUGGCGCAAUGUUAGUGAAAUGGGGGAUCGAAAAGGCCGAUCAGGCACAAUUGCCUUCAUAUCUCGAGGCAUCGGAAAUAGGAAAGGUACUGUAUGUAAAACUGGGGUUUUAUCCAGUGAAGGAACGACUUUUUGAUAUGACGCAGUAUGGCGCAGAUGGCAUCGACUGCAAUACUGUCAUGCUACGGGAUCCGCCAAAGUAG